This is a messenger RNA of Arabidopsis lyrata subsp. lyrata, 851 nucleotides long. RefSeq lists its product as uncharacterized. The record is from RefSeq and is a predicted model, not a curated record. NCBI's taxonomy places the organism in Eukaryota, Viridiplantae, Streptophyta, Magnoliopsida, Brassicales, Brassicaceae. Bases 175 to 660 code for a protein of 161 amino acids. The transcript has 3 exons.
GAUGACAAAAUGAAAAAAAUAAUACUAUGGAAACUUAUUGUAUAGAAGAAAUAAAAUGAUGAGUAUAUAUAAAUAAGUAGAGAAGCUAUUAAAUCAGUAUAGACCCCUCACCUACGCUCUAUAACUCUUUGACUCCUCUCUCUCCUGCUUUGCUCCGCCGUGAGAGAGAAACAAAUGGGGAAUUGUCAAGCGGCGGAGGCGGCAACGACGGUGAUACAACAACCAGACGGUAAAUCGGUUAGAUUUUACUGUACAGUAAACGCGAGCGAAGUGAUUAAGUCUCAUCCCGGUCACCACGUGGCUCUCCUCCUCUCCUCCGCCGUACCUCACGGUGGCUCUCUCCGCGUCACUCGUAUAAAGCUUCUGCGUCCUUCUGAUAACCUCUUGCUCGGCCAUGUCUAUAGACUCAUCUCCUCAGAAGAGGUGAUGAAAGGAAUAAGAGCCAAGAAAUCUGGAAAGAUGAAGAAGAUUCAUGGAGAGUUUUCUGUUGCAGAAGAAGAGAUUAACUCACUAACCCUAAGAUCUGAAUCUGCUUCUGACAAAGACACCCAGAGAAAGAUACAUGAAAAGCAGAGAGGGAUGAUGAACACAGGAGGAGCAACCAAUAAAGUUAGAGCUUGGCAGCCUUCUCUUCAAAGCAUCUCAGAAUCUACAAGCUAAAACACUUCGAUCGUUUUUUUUUUUUUUUUACUGUUGACUUUUUUUUUUUUUGAUCAUUUGAUUUGUCUUUGUGUUGUUGUUUUUCCCAAUCAAAUUUGUAAAGGAAGAAAACCCAUUUGAUUGUGGUUGAAGAAGAAGAAACUUUUGUCAUUUUGUAACUUAAUAAUAAUAACUGAAGAAGAUCCAAAGGA